Molecule: messenger RNA, 6604 nt
Organism: Cynocephalus volans (Philippine flying lemur)
Lineage: Eukaryota; Metazoa; Chordata; Mammalia; Dermoptera; Cynocephalidae
Gene: DESI2
Product: desumoylating isopeptidase 2
Exons: 5
Coding region: 209-793 (194 amino acids)
Biological process (GO): protein deubiquitination
Molecular function (GO): deubiquitinase activity
Source: RefSeq, a predicted model, not a curated record
GCCGGAGCGGGCCCGCCGCGGGUCGGGCCGGGUGGCGUAGAGGCUGCUGUCGGCUGCCGUCGGCUGCCCGAUGCUUCCGGCCCGGCGGCGGAGGCGGCGGGCCGGGCGGGACGCUUAGUGGCCGGCUGGGACCCCCCCGGGGGUGGGAGCGGCCUCCGGCCCCGCGGAGACGGAGCGGCUCGAGGACGAGGCGGCGGCGGGCAGGAGGAUGGGGGCGAACCAGUUAGUGGUGCUCAACGUGUACGACAUGUACUGGAUGAACGAAUACACCUCAUCCAUUGGAAUUGGAGUUUUUCAUUCAGGAAUUGAAGUAUAUGGCAGAGAAUUUGCUUAUGGUGGCCAUCCUUACCCCUUUUCUGGAAUAUUUGAAAUUUCCCCAGGAAAUGCUUCUGAACUAGGAGAAACAUUUAAAUUUAAAGAAGCUGUUGUUUUAGGGAGUACUGACUUCCUAGAAGAUGAUGUAGAAAAAAUUGUAGAAGAACUGGGGAAAGAAUACAAGGGCAAUGCCUAUCAUUUGAUGCAUAAAAACUGCAAUCACUUUUCUUCAGCUUUAUCAGAGAUUCUUUGUGGGAAGGAGAUUCCUCGCUGGAUCAAUCGACUGGCCUACUUCAGCUCCUGUAUCCCCUUCCUGCAGAGCUGCCUGCCGAAGGAGUGGCUCACUCCUGCCGCCCUGCAGUCCAGCGUCAGCCAGGAGCUCCAGGACGAGCUGCAGGAAGCGGACGAAGCUGCCGCGUCCCCUCCCGUGGCGAGCGCUGCAGCGGGCCCCAGACCCGGGCGCCACACUAAACUAUAAGUGUCGCCUCAGCCCCACAUCCAGAACUGUCUCAGGCAGUUGAAUAUCACUAGAGAAAAGGAAACAGAGUAAGCGUCCUUUGGGUAUUUUGUAUGCAACGAUGGCUCUCCCCCAGAUCCCAGUUUUUUCAGCUCAGGAUUAUAUUUAUAAUCAAAAAAAUCACUUGGCACAGGAGGGAGGACUUUGUAUGAAGCUGCCCUCUGUUUUUUUUAACCCACUUGUAAAUCUGGAUCUACUUCUGUUUUAUACAAGCUCUGUUAAGUUACGUUUACAGUAUUUUGUAUCACUGUUUACAAAUCUUGCAUGGACUCCUGCCACGGUGAAAGAAGAAAAUCUUCCUAUCUUCAGAAAUGAGGCAGGCAAUCUUUGUAUACUUCUGACAAUUGCCAGAGCUGUGGCAUAAAUAAUAGGCACACAAAAAGGUUCUUAGACAGUUGUGGUCAUCACCUGCUUACGAAUUGUCUUUUGGACCUGCUUUUUUCUUAAUGUUGUCGGCACCAGGAUGCAGAGAACCAAACCACCUUACGGGGAAGGUGCACACGCAGCCAAAGGGCUGGGGACCAUGGGGCCAGCUCCUCCUCGCGCUGGCACUCUGAGUAGCACGUCUCCCGAGGUGCCCAUAGGGCGGUUGGUUUCAUCCCAAAUAUCCGUCCACCUGGGCAGGCUGGUACAUUCUUAUGUGUCUGGCUUUGAGUCAAAAGAUCCUAUAAUUAAGAUGUUUUUCGUUAAAGAUAUUCUCAUUCGUAACUGACAAAUAUUUUUGCACAUGUGUUGGGGGAGGGGCUUCAUUUUUAUUUUCCUACAUCUUGGUUCUUUCGAUGGAGAGGGAAUGCUGGAAGCAGUAGCCUUCUGAGUACGGUAUGAGUUGACAUGUUAACUGCUUUUAACCGUUCAGGCUAUCUUUUAUACCAGACCUUGAAAACUAGAGUCUAAGGUAACACACCUCAAAAAGGUAACUCUUUGAUAUUUCAUACCUUUUAAUGUACCGUAUCAGAAAGUAUGUUGGAGUUUGUUAGUUUGUUAUGGGAGUAGUUUCACCCCAUAAUAGAAUGCCUAGGCUCAUUGACCUCUUGUUGAAAAAUCGUACUUGUGUGUCUUAAAAUUCAUCUUUUUAUGUUCUCUCAAAUGUAUGUCUCUUAUGUAACAUACUCUACAAAUGAAAUUGUCACCACAGAUAAAUCCUCAUUAGCAAGGAAUCUGUCUGCUCAGAUCUACUCCCAGUUUGGCCCUUGGAUGUAAGAACCAAGUUGUUACACGUCCAGUUCAAUUCUUCUGCCUUAAGAAUGAAUGUCCUACAUAAAAAUAUUAGAUGCAGUAUAUGAAUUAUCCAAGGCAGUGACUUCAGCUUUAUAUAUACUUGUUAGUUUUAAAGUUAUUUAUGCUUAUUUGAACUUUUAGAUUGGAUUGUUUGCUAUUGCUCUGUGUAAAGAUACACAUUUUCCACUAAACUACAUUUUUAACUUUUCCAUGAGCUGAUUUGGAUUCACUUGGUCAAUUUAAGCACACCCUGUGCAUAGGGAAAAUAAGCCUUGGGUUAUAAGCUUAGGCCUGUGGAAAAUGAAGCCACUUAGUCUAAUUUGUGCUUUUGACUGUUCUAUGUCCAGAGAGGAAAACCUUUACAGAUUACUGUCAGUUCUUUAGGGGGCAGAGCACUGUUUCAACAGAUGUAACGGAGAGAAGAAAGGAAUACACGAUCCUUAUGAAAUGUUGACUUGGUUCAGGUCUAAAGAUGAGAUUCGGGACAAAACACUAAGGCUGUAGCCGUGAGUUGUUCACUAAAAGAAGGGUCCCAUCACCACCACCCAGGUACUAGGAAGUGUUUGAUUCAGUUUACCUGGAAUUUUUUGUAAUAAUGUGGUGGAUUACAGGGGUUUUUUUGUUUGUUUGUUUUUAUAUUUAUUUAUUACAAAUAUUCGGGAGAUACAGAGCUGAUUGUCCCCCCUCCUGCCCAUGGUGUGAGGGCCAGAUUCAUACUGGGGGUAUAUCCAUUACCAGGAACUACUUUUGUACCCUUUGUCCCCUCCCAAUUAUCCCCCAACUUCCCCCCCCUUCCCCCUCUUCCCUCAACUCCAAUUUGUAGCCCUAGGAAUGUUCUCUCCCUCUGUUGGAUCACAGCACUACUGUGGUCUUUCUUUCCUGCCUUCCUUUCUCUCUUAGCUCCCACAUAUGAGUGAGCACAUGCGGCAUUUAUCCCUCUGUGCUUUGCUUGUUUCACUCAACAGAAGUUUCUCCAGGUUCAUCCAUGUUGUUGCAGAUGGGAGUAUUCAUUCUUUUUCAUGGCAGAGUAGUAUUCCGUGGUGUAUGUAUACCACAGUUUCCUUAUCCACUCAUCUAUUAAUGGACAUUUAGGUUGGUUCUGUAUCUUGGCUAUUGUACACAGAGCUGCAGUAAACAUGGGAGUGCAGGUAUCUCUUCGACAUGAUGAUUUCCAUUCCUCUGGGUAUAUACCCAGAAGAGGGAUUGCUGGAUCAUAUGGAAGAUCUCUCUGUAGUUGUCUGAGAAACCUCCAAAGUGGUUGCACUAAUUUACAGUCCCACCAACAGUGCAGUAGUGUUCCCUUCUCUCCACACCCUCGCCAGCAUUUUUUAUUCAUCCUCUUUUUGUUUUUUUGGUUUUUUUUUCUUUUUUUCUUUUUCGUGACCUGCACUCAGCCAGUGAGUGCACCAGCCAUUCCCAUAUAGGAUCUGAACCCGCGGCGGGAGUGUCGCCGCGCUCCCAGCGCCGCACUCUCCCGAGUGCGCCACGGGCUCGGCCCAUUCACCCUCUUUUUGAUCAUAGCCAGUCUAACUGGAGUGAGGUGGUAUCUCAUUGUGGUUUUGAUUUGCAUUUCCCUGAUGACUAGUGAUGGUGAGCAUUUUUUCAUGUAUCUAUUGGCCAUUUGUAUGUCUUCCUUUGAAAAAUGUCUAUUCAGCUCCUUUGCCCAUUUUUUUUAAUUGGGUAAUUUAUUAUUUUUUACUGUAUAAUUGCUUGAGUUCUAUGUAUAUUCUCAAUUAUUAGUCCCUUGUCAGAUGCGUAGUUAGCAAAAAUUUUCUCCCACUCUGUAGAUUGUCUUUUCACUCUGUUGAUUGCUUCCUUUGCUGUGCAGAACCUUUUUAGUUUGAUAUAGUCCCAUUUGUUUUUGGUUUUGUUUUGUUUUGUUUUUCGCUGCUUGUGCUUUCGGGCUCAUGUUCAAAAAGCCUGUGCCCUGAUGUAACUGCUGAAGUGUUUCACCUAUGUUUUCCCUUAGUAAUUUUACAGUUUCGGGUCUUAUACCUAGGUCUUUAAUUCAUUUUGAGUUGAUUUUAGUGUAUGGUGAGAGAUGCAUAUCUAGUUUCAUUCAUGGAUGUCCAGUUUUCCCAGCACCACUUGCUGAAGAGGCAAUCUUUUCCCCAAUGUAGAUUUUUGUUGCCUUUGUCUAAUAUCAGAUGGCUAUAAGCCUGAGGCGUGAUUUCUGGGUUCUCUGUUCUACUCCACUGGUCUGAAUGUCUAUUUUUAUAGCACUACCGUGCUAUUUUGGUUACAACAGCUUUGUAGUAUAAUUUGAAGUCAGACAGAGUUAUGCCUCUGGCUUUGUGGGGUUUUUUUUUUUUGGUCAGGAUUGCUUUGGCUAUUUCGGGGUCUUUUAUUUUUCCAUAUGAAAGGUAAGAUUGUUUUUUCCAUUUCUGUGAAGAAUGUCCUUGGUAUUUUGAUGGUGAUUGCAUUGAAUCUGUAGAUCACUUUAUAGUGUAGACAUUUUCACAAUGGAUUACAGUUUUUUAAAUCCAUUCCAGUACACAUGAUUUAAAUGUGGGCUAUGGACACAGAGGAAUAGUCAUUAGUUAGACACUUCUUGGUGAAUAACCAGGAACAUCCCAUCUGUGCUUAUCCAGAAUCCAGCAACUCAGCACACAAAUGGUUUUAUUAUUUUGUUAUAUUUACUUUCAUCUGCAGCAUCUGGAACUUUAAAAUAGUGUAAGGUGUCCUAGUAGAAAUAAAUAGUGGCCCAAGGCCAAUUGUCAUGUUAACGAUCAGCAGAUAAAAUUCAAUAAAAUUCUGGACAGGAUUCCUUGCAUUCUAAUUGUAUCUAGGGCUGAGAAAUAAAGAAGUGUCUUUAGAAAAUCUCAUUCAAGUCAGGUCCUUCUCUACAGUUCAGAAUUGAGAAAGGAUUUAAGCAGUUUUUCCUUGCCCUUGGAGGAAAUGAAUCUUGUCUUCAACCUCAUCUCUGUUAAGAAAAAUUCUUUAUAAAAACCCUGGUCAUUAACAUAACAUGUGAUACAAUGGAGUCAGAUAUUCUCUUUGUUGUUACGACCAAGUGAAAUAUUUUUUUCUUGGUGGGUUGGACAGUAAUCUAGUGUGAGAGGGUCAUAAGCUUCUGGGUUUUGCUGUUUGUUUUAAAUACCCUUGGGUUUUUUUUAACCCUAAGAAGGGGCAUCAGCUUUGGAAAGUGUGACUUGUGGGACUGUAGACGGCUGUGGUACGAUGUUGGAGAGCCUCCAUGUGAUGCCUGGACUCCAGCCAGCUAUCGCCCUGACCCCCAGCAAUAGUGCAAGUUACCCAUCACCAGCAUUUAUACAGAGCAGGGAAUUCUGGUUUUAGUCAAUUGAUAGUACUGUGUGUAUGAGGAGAUUCAGCACCACAGACAGCUGCAGGACUCUAUAUCCAUGUCUUUUUUCUAUCAUGAGACGGGUAGAAACACAAUCACUGCUUCUAAUCUGUGUGACUUCUUAUGGCUCCAUUUCUGUAAGAUACUGUAAUUUUGUUUUUGUUUUUUUUUAUGGAUGAUCGAUUGAUUUAUAUAAAAGUGAAAAACAUAAUACAAAAUUAAAUAAAAAAGAAAAAAUAAUAAGAUUUUAAAAAACCUUAGUAGGUCUGUCCUCUAGACUUAUUCGAGUUGGUUCUUCCUCAGACAAUAAACUGGCUGUGACUUGUGUUUCCUCACCAGUAUGAGAAGAUGUCUCUCCAUCUGUUUUGUCAGAGGUGUUUAAGCACUGUACAUCCCUCCUGAUUUCAUCCACACAGCUGUAUGCCAGUUUACUGCUCAGGGCUGCCCGUCAGUGUGAAUGUGGGUCAGGAAUUGAAAAGUUCUUUGUUGCUGCUUGGUACAAUCCUCUUGAUGCUGUUCUGGCCAAGUUAUUUCCUGCCUGCAUUACAACAAAAUAAGAUGUCAUCUUCAGUUCUUGAAACGUAUCUGUUUCUGGUCACGUCUCAUUCAGUCUCAGCUUGGAUGCACUCAAACAGCUUUAAAUAUUCUUGGUUUCGAAUAUGAGCCUUCUUUUCUGAUUCACAUGUUUUCUCCCGGUGUUUCUUUACUUUUGCAUAUUUCAGCUUUAGUUCUGAAUGUAUCAGACUGAGGAUAUCCCUAAAACUUCUUUGUAAAUGUUUUCUUUCUACUGUCCCCAAGCCCUUGCUGGAGGCAGUCCAGCUUCUUAUAUUGGGGCUUGGCAGGGGCGCUGAUGACGCGGGGGUCCAGCGCAUGCUGCUGCCACCGCUGCUGCGACCCCCGAUACUCUAUAAUUUUGAUACAUGCUGUAUUUUCUUUAAAUGACUAAGAUUAAAAGACUUGCGCUUUGUUGUGCGACCUGGCCAUCCUACUGUUGUACCCCCUUCUCUUCAGUAUGGUUUUAGCGUGCAGCUCAGUAAUUCAACUUCCGUCGUCUACGCAGUCAGUGCACAUACAUCUUUACUGUUUGAAGGGUGAGACAGCUGUUGAAGAGUCUUCAUGGACCUGAAGAUAAAUUUCUUGCGACGUUGAAUGCAAGUGUACUGUCAUUCGUAGUGUUUAUAUAAAAAUACCAGGAAUCUCCACUUUUGCUACCUUGAUAUGGCAUUGGGCUAUCAUGUUACAACAUUGAA